CAGUGCCCGCCGCACCUGGACGCCGUGCCCAAGCGCGACAUGGUGCAGCUCUACUGCGACACGCUGCUGCGCGGCUGCAAGGCAGAGGAUGCUGGAGAUGCAAUGAGCAAAUACCUUGUGGAAAAACUGAAGAUGAAAGAAAACAACUGGCUUGGAAUCUGGAAGGCUAAUCCAGACCUAUUCUUCGUUAAUUCAGAAGAUUUAAUUAUACCUUCUGUUGGAAUACUUGUUGAGGUUACCUGGAAAUCACCUCAGAGUUCAUCAUCUCAGAUCAAAGCCUCUGUAUCUGUCGUUGAACCAUUUGCUUCUAAUGUUGCAAAUAUGCCAAGAGAAUUGGUAGAUAAUGUUUUGGAGGAGUUGGACCAUUGCGUCCCUUUGCUGGAGAUCUACCCUGUAGAGGGACAGGACAACACAGUGAUUGAAAUUGCUCAGGCUUUGGAUAUUGUGAGAUUCUUCUAUGAUUUCAUUUGGAGGGACUGGGAUGCUGAUGAAAGUUGUGAGACAUAUGCAGCUCUGGUAGAAGAAAGAAUUAAACUUUGGUGUGAUAUUCAGAAUGGAACUAUUCCUGCUCCACUGGGUCACCGUUUCAAAAAACAUCUGGAGAAGUAUAAAAUUUUGCGUCUGGAAUUGAUUCAGUAUCAAAGCAACAUUGAAGAAGAACCCACAGAAGAAGAAGUUGUAGAGUGCUGGAAAAAGUACUAUGAACUAGUAAUGCUGUGUGGAUUGCUGAAGAUCUGGGAGGACCUGCGCCUCAGAGCCCAUGGACCUUUGACCCCAAGGAUACUAAGGCGCAGGAAAGGGUACAGAGAUGAUAGGAAAACUGUAACUCAUACUGUAGCUAAAACUAUGACAGCUGAAAUGGUUAAGAACUUUUGUCUGGAUGCUCCACUUCAGCAUCAUGAGAAUCUAAAUGCGGCAUUAGAAAGCUGCUAUAGUGGGGACACUGUCGUUAUUUUUCCAGGAGAAUAUAAGGCUGUAAGCUUAUCCAUGUUAACUGAAGACAUUACUAUUAAAGGAACUGGAAAGGCAGAAGAAACCAGGAUUGUUUCAGAACCAACUCAUGAUAGCUUUGUGAUAUCCAAAGCUCAAGAUAUAAAAUUAAUGCACCUUACACUGGUGCAGCAGGGCACAGUUGAUGGCAUCGUGGUUGUUGAAUCUGGCCACAUGACRAUAGCAAAUUGCGUGUUGAAGUGUGAGGGAACGGGAGUCUGUGUGCUCACCGGGGCCUCUCUGACCGUGACAGACAGUGAGAUUACUGGAGCUCAGGGUGCUGGUGUUGAGCUGUACCCAGGGAGCACAGCACUAUUAGAAGGCAACAAAAUUCAUCACUGCAAUAAUACCAGAGCCAGUGAGACCUCACCUUGUAGCCUGGGUGGCAUUAAUAUUAAGGUUAUUCCUUUCCCCAAACUGAAGAUGAAAAAUAAUCACAUUUUUAGCAACAGAGGCCAUGGAGUCACCAUUGUUCAGCCUGCUGAAAUACCUGCAUCAGCAGAAGGGGUCGGGGAACUUACUGCCUCAGGCGACGCGGACGAAACGCUCUCCAAGUUAAUGCAGGAUUUACGUUUGGAGAAGAACACGAAUACACUUGAUGACGUCAAAGAUAUCGCUGUAGUUCGUAGCUAGAYGUCCAAGAGUCAAGUGGCAUUUAGCUUUAACAAUUUCAAUUAAAGAAACAGUGUUUCACAUUUA
Messenger RNA from Nothoprocta perdicaria, 1689 nucleotides. It is a transcript of the gene SHCBP1L, whose product is annotated as SHC binding and spindle associated 1 like. Lineage: Eukaryota; Metazoa; Chordata; Aves; Tinamiformes; Tinamidae. The record is from RefSeq and is a predicted model, not a curated record. The transcript is spliced from 10 exons. Gene Ontology annotation, cellular component: meiotic spindle. Gene Ontology annotation, biological process: spermatogenesis; male meiosis cytokinesis. The coding region runs from base 40 to 1623 and encodes 527 amino acids.